Molecule: messenger RNA, 1758 nt
Organism: Castor canadensis (American beaver)
Lineage: Eukaryota; Metazoa; Chordata; Mammalia; Rodentia; Castoridae
Gene: F2rl3
Product: F2R like thrombin or trypsin receptor 3
Biological process (GO): phospholipase C-activating G protein-coupled receptor signaling pathway; thrombin-activated receptor signaling pathway; blood coagulation
Cellular component (GO): plasma membrane
Molecular function (GO): thrombin-activated receptor activity
Source: RefSeq, a predicted model, not a curated record
GCCGGACCUCCCACGGGCUCGGGGGUGCACGGUGGGCCCCGGCGUGUUUGUGGGGGCUGCGCCCCUGGCUUAUCUCAGCGUGGGCCCACCGUCUGUUCCUCCGCCCAGCGUCCAGGCUCAGGAAGCUGGGGGCGGGGGGUGACAAGGCAGGAAACACACGGCCACAGCCCACAGCCACCUCAGCCUGACCCCAGCAGCAUGCAGGGGCUGCCGCUGUGGUCCCUGGUCCUGGGGCUCAGUCUAGCAGGCAGCACCCAGACCCCCAGCAUCUACGAUGAGGGGGAGAGCCCGGGAGGAGAAAGCACGCUGGCGCCCUUGGCCGAGACCAAGGAGGUGAAGUCCCCUAUCCAGCCGCGUGGCUUCCCAGGCAAGUUCUGUGCCAAUGACAGCGACACACUGGACAUCCCGGGCAGCUCCCGGGUGCUGCUGCAGGACUGGGUGUCCGCGAGGCUGGUGCCCGCCAUCUACGGGCUGGUGGUGGCCGUGGGGCUGCCGGCCAACGGGCUGGCGCUGUGGGUGCUGGCCACGCGGGUGUCGCGGCUGCCCUCCACGGUGCUGCUCAUGAACCUGGCGGCCGCCGACCUGCUGCUGGCCCUCGUCGUGCCCCCGCGCCUCGCCUACCACCUGCGGGACCGGCACUGGCCUUUCGGGGACGCGGCCUGCCGCGCGGCCACCGCCGCCCUGUACGGCCACAUGUACGGCUCGCAGCUGCUGCUGGCCGCCAUCAGCGUGGACCGCUACCUGGCGCUGGUGCACCCGCUGCGGGCGCGGGCACUGCGCGGCCGGCGUCUGACCGCCGGGCUGUGUGUCACAGCCUGGCUUAUGGCCGUCACCUUGGCCUUGCCCUUGACCUUGAAGCGACAGAGCUUCCGGCUGGCAGGCUCAGAGAACACGCUCUGCCAUGACGCCCUGCCCCACGACACCCAGGUGUCCUACUGGCGGCCGGUCUUCCUCUGCCUGGCCGGGCUCGGCUGCUUCCUGCCGCUGCUGGCCAUGGCCCUGUGUUAUGGGGUCACCCUGUGCUCGCUGGCGGCCGGUGGCCAGCGCUACGGCCACGCGCAGAGGCUGACCGCCCUGGUGCUGGCCUCGGCCACCGUGUUCUUUGUGCCCAGCAAUGUGAUACUGGUGCUGCAUUACUCGGACCCAAGGCCGGAGGCCUGGGGUGACCUCUACGCCAUCUAUGUCCUCAGCCUGGCGCUCAGCACCCUCAACAGCUGCGUAGACCCUUUUGUGUACUUCUACGUGUCGGCCGAGUUCAGGGACAAGGUGCGGACAGCACUCUUGCGCCAGUCACCGGUGGGCACCACGGCCUCCAAGGCCUCUGGGGAGGCCGGCAGCCCGGGGACACGCACGCAGUCUUCACUUCUCUGACAGCGCCUUGCAGGGGUGGCCGCAGGGGGCAGGGGUUGCACUGGCUUCCGCAGGGUCUCCCCCAAAACUCGCUCCUUCCCAGGACCCCGGAAGGUGACCUUAUUUGGCCACCGUCAUGGGUUAAGAUGAGGUCUCACCGGAAUAGAAGGGCCCUAGAGCCAGCGGCUGGUGUCCUUAGAUGAGGACGAGCAGACGCAGGGUCAGGGACAUGGCCCUGUGAAGACGGAGGCAGAGACUGAAGUGAUGUGGCCACAAGCCAAGGGACGGCAGGAGCCAACGGAAGCCAGGGACACAGCUCCCUCGGGGCCUCUGGAAGGCCCCAGCCCCGCUCGCGCCUUCGUCUCAGACCUCAGCCUUGCGGAGCGUGGCGACCAUAAAGUUCUGUUC